GGCAGUGCCUUGGGGAUGGGGAGUGUAAGUAAAGUAACCAACUGGACUGACCAUGCAAGUUGUUAACGUGUCUGCAUCCAAACUCCACAGACUGCGGGACAUCUCUUUGCUGCUGCCUGACAUUCAGCUGCUUCCACAAAGUUGUGAGCAGAAAAAUGAGCUUUAGGCCCACACCCAUUAAGCAGACCUUCAUUUUGGUACUAGUUCUCAACUGAUAUUUUCCUCCAAUGAGACAAGUAAAUUUCUGCUGGCUGUAUCCAAAAUACAACCAGCUGGAAAGAGCAGGUUUCUGCAAAACUGCUGCACACGCGGUCCCUGCCAGCCACGCUCCAGGAUCAGUGAUUCAGUCUGGGUGGGUUUGGCUCAUGGCAUGCUCAAACUGUCACGAUGAGCUCAAGCAGUGUUUCCCAACCUGUCUUAACAGGGGGAUCGACUAACUGGUUUUAGGAGAAGCCCUGGGCUGUGGCCUGCACAGCUGUCACAGUGACCUUUUCCAUGUAAACUUUGAAUUUGCUUUCUUGUUUGGUAGGAAAAUGUUUCCUUCUGUUUUGUGGGCCACUUCUGAGGUCCGUGGACCAAAGGUAGAGGAAUACUUCCAGCAGAGGAGCAUGGUUAGGCACAGUGCACCAGGCAGAACGAGGUUAGAUGCAUCUUCUGGAGAACGGCAGGAUGUACUGGGAGAAAUUAGGGAGAGCCAGCGAGCAAAUACAGAUCCAGUGUCCUGGGGAAGGGGAGACUAGUCUAACAGCACUGUCCUCUGAUACACAACUACUAUCUGACCAUCUUGUUCUGCUUGAAGGUUUCGCAGCUUUGCUGCAUCAUGCUCCCCCAGUGCUAGUACAGACAGGAGAUCUGAGAUGGUCCUUUCACAAGAUCACCUUGUCUUAACGUGCUCAAGUUUUGUCCUUUUGUAAAACUACAUCUCCCAGCAGGCACCAGGAUAACUGUCUUACCUAAUAAUGAGAUCACUUCCCUUAUAGCCAUCUUAUCAACCCUGCGCAAAACACUUUCUGGUGAGCAAAGGUGGUUAGAGAGCUAGACCUAGCAAUAGAAAAAUAACUCUGCAAACUAUGGCUGGCAAUGGAGCAAACGCAGCUUACACCCUCUGAAAUCACAGCAAAAUGCAAAACCGUUGUUUAUCAAAGCUCUUCUAAAAUGAUUUAUUACAGAAGCUUUAAUUUUGUGAAACAGAUCUUGGUUGAUUCUUAAUAAAUGCAAUGACGAUGGGAAACACUCCCCAGCUGAAUCCUGUGAUGGAACCCCUGUCCUGGAUGCUGGGCACCUGGCUCUCAGACCCGCCAGGAGAUGGCACCUUCCCUACAAUGAAGCCCUUCCAGUACCUGGAAGAAGUGCACAUCUCUCACGUGGGGCAACCCAUGCUCAACUUCUCGUUCAACGCCUUCCAUCCGGACACCAGGAAGCCCAUGCACCGAGAAUGUGGAUUCAUCCGCCUCAAGCCUGACACUAAUAAGGUGGCCUUCAUCAGUGCCCAGAACACAGGUCUGGUGGAGGUGGAGGAAGGGGAGGUGAAUGGACAAGAGCUGUCUAUAGCUUCUCACUCCAUAGCCAGGAUCUCCUUUGCCAAGAAGCCCCACGUAGAGCAGGUGAUGGAGAUCAGUGGAAUUUUCCCAUGGCUGGAGACAUAUGGCAUGUGGGUCACCCAUCUUCAGAAAGCACCUGAAGGUCAACCUGGAGAGCUACAAGCUGGUCAGCCUCACUUCAGCCCCUGGAUAUUUCUGCACAUGUGAAGGAGAAGAUUACCAGAAAAUUCAGGCUCAAUUCCGAUGGGAAACUUGAACAAACUGUCUCGAUGGCAACCACUACGCAGCCCAUGACUCAG
Haliaeetus leucocephalus (bald eagle) is the source of this 1840-nucleotide messenger RNA. It is a transcript of the gene THAP4, whose product is annotated as THAP domain containing 4. The record is from RefSeq and is a predicted model, not a curated record. Bases 1218 to 1748 code for a protein of 176 amino acids. Lineage: Eukaryota; Metazoa; Chordata; Aves; Accipitriformes; Accipitridae. The transcript has 7 exons.